UUCGAAACUUCACCGUGUAUAUUUCGCCGCCUUCCCAAAGACCUCAUACGCCUCUCUUCGCGAGUCAAUCGGGUGGCCCUUUUCUGCGAAGUUCAUGGCAGCUCGGAAGUGACACGUAAGCAACGGAUUCUGUAUCGUCGCCCACUCUACCCACAAGCACCGGGUCAACAAAACUUCGCAAACCAACCACCCUUCUACCACCCCGGCCGGUCCACCGCCCUCCUCCGCGCGUACCUUCACACCCGCUGGAGAACCCUCUCCCUCUUUUCUCCAGAGCUCCAUCGGCGCCAUGGGCGGCAACAUCAAAAGUCCGAACUUCGGAAGACCAAGCUUGGGACCGAAACCUCGCGCUGGAAGGGCAAGCGCUGCGCCCUUGGGUAGCUCGAUUCGCGGCACAAUCCAGCCCCGCGAACGCUCCGGAUUAAGCAAACAUUCAUAUUCAGUUUUGGAUGGUCUCGACGACAGCGAUGAGGAGGACGACUUUGAGCCUCCGGCCAAACGUACUGGGACUUACGGUAUCAACUAUGAUGAUGACAGCGAUGAGGAUGAGGAGGACGAAAGCGACGAUGCAGAUGCGAAUGGACAGCUAGACGAUGGUGAUGACGAUGAUGAGGCAGAGGAGGAGGCCGACGAGGAGAAAGAGCAGGAAGAGCAAGAAGAGCAAGAAGACGUUGAAGACAUGGCCGAAGACGAUGUCGAUUAUGACAUAGAGGAGGAUCUAUUGAGGGAGAUCGUCGAAGCUGACCAGAAUGGUGACAAUCUGGGCAGUGACGAUAUGGACCUGAUGAUGUCAGCACCAGGAGUGACUGAACAAAUGCGAAGGGAAGCCGAUGACAUUUUUCGCGCGUCGUCGAUGCGCUCUAUGUUUGGCCAGCGAAAGGAGUACAAAUAUGCAUCUGUCGCCAAGGAUCUCUACAGUCAGCUGAGAUACGCAGAAAUCUCCGAGCCCGAAACCGUCAUCAUCCCCACAGAGGAAAUUGUCCAUCGUCUUUACGAUGAUGGUGUUGGUGCCGAAGAUGACGAGGAAAGACUGGACGAUACUCUAGCGAUUGCCGCUGAUCGCCUCGUCACCUCUGUAUGGAAGCCGUACUCGGAUUCUCUACCCAAGGGUAACAGAGAGCAUGAGGCAAAGGUUGGGCCUGGUCCGAAUGCUCCUUUGUUUGAGAAGGCUUCGUGGAUAGCUACUCUGGCUUUCCGGAUACACCACACUCUACCUCUAAAGGAUCAGUUUGGCGGCUCUCGAACGGUCCCGUUGCCCCUAGUCCUCUUCAAAUGGCAAGAGGACUACCAUGAUCCCAGUAGUGCCCAGAUCGCCGGCAUUCGAUAUCACCGUCCGUGUCCUGCGGCCCACUCAUUGUUCUGGCAAGGUGUAUACACAUCGGUCAUUCGCGGCAACAUUCACAGCGCUGUGGCCUUGCUACGAAGAGCAGAGUGGGACAAGGUGAAGAAAGGGCCCCGUGGCGAGCUUGCGUACAGUGGAAGCGCUUUGGUCAAUAUCAAUCGCGUAGUUGAGGAUAUUUGCCAAGUCAUGGAUCACUGCCCGGGCAUCAACGAUACCAACUGGGAUAUUCGCAGCAGUGACUGGACCCUGUUUCGACUGAAGGCAAAGGCGGCCAAGGAGGGUCUCAUCAACUUCGCUGAGGGCAAGGACCGUCCUCACCGGCCAUCCAAUCGCUUCAACGACUCGGAACUUGGCAAUUCUCAGCACUCUCUCACUGGGCUUGCACGGAAGGCCGAAAGCCGGCUACCCUGGGACGUAUACGAGUCUCUUCAAUCACUUUACUCGAUCCUGAUCGGCGAAGCUGAAGCCAUUACCGCCGCUGCACAAGACUGGUGUGAAGCAACGAUCGGAUUAUUGGGGUGGUGGGAUGAUGGUCACAAUAGCCGCAACCCUGGUCUGUCACGGUCACAAUCUGUUGGCCAUCAAUCAUCAGGAGAUUACGACUGGCUCGACCGGCUCGCCUUGUCUUUCCACGAGACUACGGAGUCCGACUUCCACUUCAACUCUAUGGACCCGGUCGAGGUGUGUAUCGCAUGCAUAUUCGAAAGCAAUGUCGAAAGUGUCAUUGGGUUCUUAAGAGCAUGGUCUCUCCCAGUGGCGUCGACCUUUGCCGAGAUUGCAUCUCUUGGCCGAUGGCUACCUCCCCCUGAACCCCCAAAUCUUAUUUCCAUGGAAAGCCUCGACGUAGAGGACUUGGAACUCUUGGGCAUGAAUCAGAGCAAGGGAUCUGACGAUAAAGACGGCAUCAAAGACACAACUUUGAUGCAGUAUGCGCGAGCUCUAAACAACAUCGAGCAGCUUUCAGGCACAGCUUCCAGGAAGGGCGGAGUCGUGGCUAGAAUCACCCGAGAUGGCUGGGAGAUGGCCGUUCAGGUUGUUGGGCGAAUGGAUUCGCCCGAGCGCUCGGAGGAGAUGGUCAAUGAGUUGUUGCUCCACAUUCUCGACAAAAUUCAACCCGAUAGCCACGCAACUGUGGACAAGAUCUGGGCCUUGUUGAAUCAUCUUGGGAUGAUCAACUUAGCCGAGGACACAGCUGAGAAAUUUGGCGACAUCUUGAAGGAAAACACGUAUCGCUUUGGUGAAAUGUUGUGGUAUUACGCCUUGGCUCAUCGCCCAGGAAAGGUUCGAGAUGUGCUUAACGGGCUCAUGUCUUUCUCUCUGGCCGAGUCAACCAUAUAUCCACCAGAAGGCGAGAUGGACGACCAACUCAAGAAGUUACUGCGCGAACGAAGUGCAACCCUGGAGCAAUUUGCAAAGCAAGACUACGAAGCAGCCGAACUUCUCGGCAAGAUGCUUAGUGGCUACUUUACACUGCGAAAGUUCUACGAACUACGCGACGGAGACUGCAAAAUUAACCCCCGGUCGAUCACACGCCGUCAACAAGCUGCGACGGCUUUGACCUUUGUCAUUGCGAGUGCCGAUGAGAACAUUAGAGGUGGUCUAUACGAUGACUCUUGUGACGCUGUUGUCAGCGAGGACUUCAUUCUCGCGUUGCUCGGUGAAGCAACUGUCUUCAUCAACCAGUCUCCGACUAUCAUCUCCUUGGAGCAGAUCGACAUCCUGCUAAAAGCAAUUGAGGACAUUCAGACAGUAGGCUCGAGAGUUUACGAGGCAGCAGAUGCAUUCUUCAAGAUUGUUCUGUCCUCAGGACAUGGCAAGGGCUCAACUCCCGCGGAUCUCAUGAAGAGAUCGACGUCGUCACUUGGCGGCAGCUUCAUGAUGACGGGUAGCUCCAUGAUGGCGUCACAGCUGCACAAGUCCAUCAGGGAGAGCGGCGUGCUAAAGGGCCCCAUCUGGAGGACAUGGGAUUGGAGGAAGAACGUGUUGGCUACGAGCAGCUCCGGCGAGGUGCUCAAGAAGCUCCGACUUGGCCUGACGAAAGACUUGGCUGAUUUGUGGCUGGAGCAGGCGGAUAGCGUAAUUUUGUAAGGGCACCGGCUUAAUUGCACAUACAAGACAGGUGAAUAUUAAGUAGACAAGUGAGUGGCAAGGGCAUUGGUCGGCGUUGAGGAUGAUUGAUAAAAAUGUACGGGUUUCUGUAAUACCAUUGACACAGCAGAGGAAGCAAAACAGAUAGACAAAUCAUAAUCCUAAGGGGCAAUGACAUAUCUUGCAUAUCAC
This is a messenger RNA of Pseudomassariella vexata, 3622 nucleotides long. RefSeq lists its product as uncharacterized. Gene Ontology annotation, cellular component: nuclear pore outer ring. The record is from RefSeq and is a predicted model, not a curated record. Gene Ontology annotation, molecular function: structural constituent of nuclear pore. The coding region runs from base 290 to 3430 and encodes 1046 amino acids. Gene Ontology annotation, biological process: positive regulation of DNA-templated transcription; protein import into nucleus; mRNA export from nucleus. Lineage: Eukaryota; Fungi; Ascomycota; Sordariomycetes; Amphisphaeriales; Pseudomassariaceae. The transcript is spliced from 3 exons.